Anopheles coluzzii is the source of this 1417-nucleotide messenger RNA. It is a transcript of the gene Cpr97Eb, whose product is annotated as pupal cuticle protein 27. NCBI's taxonomy places the organism in Eukaryota, Metazoa, Arthropoda, Insecta, Diptera, Culicidae. The record is from RefSeq and is a predicted model, not a curated record. The transcript is spliced from 4 exons. The coding region runs from base 330 to 1007 and encodes 225 amino acids. Gene Ontology annotation, cellular component: chitin-based extracellular matrix. Gene Ontology annotation, molecular function: structural constituent of chitin-based larval cuticle.
GUAUUUGCGUACGAUCUGUUUACAAACAAACCUUUGCGAGCAGCGGUUGCGAUCUGAGCGGACCGCACACGUCAAGAGAGGAAACCAACCGCGCAGGGAUCAGUCCAAUUUUGCAGCUUGAGUUUUGGUCCGCGACAUCCGUACAGGGUACUCGCCUUAGUGCUGCGGUGAAGGUCAUCGACGCAGCCAACAGCCAACAGCAAGCUCUUCGACCCACCGGCACUGGGUAGUCGCACGAACAACAGCGCCAACCACCACAGCCAAGCGCAGCUUAAGCGGAGGGUCCCUCGCUCAACUCAACAAAAGGCUCACAAGACAAUCAACCAAAAAUGAAGUCUCUGUUACUACUCUCCGCGAUAGUGACGAUUAUUGCGGCCCAGAGAGACUACACCACGCCGGUGCCGAUCCUGAAGCAGAUCAACCGACACAACGAGGACGGCAGCUACAGCUACGGCUACGAGGCGGCGGACGGUACGUUCAAGAUCGAGACCAAGUACCCGAACGGGGAGGUGCAGGGCAAGUACGGCUACGUGGACGACGGUGGCAAGCUGCGCGAGAUCGAGUACGGUGCGAGCAAUCGCGGUUUCGAGCCUCAGGGUACGGACAUUAACGUGCCACCGCCGACGCUAAGCAACAGCAACUAUCCGCCGCUCGGCCCGAACGAGGAAGACGACGGCCAGUACCGGGAGGACCCGAGCAUCUACUACAAGGACUCGCGCUACAACUCGAAACCGGCGCCGUACAAUGCGCCGCGCCCCGCACCGGUAGCGUACAGCCCGGCCCCGCAGCAGUACUACCGCGACGCGGCGUCGCAGCCGGAGCAGCCGGCCACCAGCUACCAGCCGCAGCACCGAUUCCAGCCCCAGCCCCAGCACCAUCAGCAGCAGCAGCAGCAGCAGUACUAUCAGCAGCCGGCGGUGCCUCAGCACCGGGCCGACAUCUGGCACCCGAACGCGAAGGUCGACAUCAACACGGGCUCGUACUCGCUGAGCUACACCGGCAGAUAAGGUGACGGGCGGACCUGAGACCCCGGCACAGACAAUCCAAAUCCAAAUCCAAACAGACCGUCCAACAUGGCAACUCGCACCGAGAGAAAACGACAACAACAAAAAGCAACAACCACUCUAAUACAUCCUAAGUCAUAGACACGGUGACACGGUCUUCCCUGUGAAUACUCUUCUCCACCCUCUCCACCCCCCCCAAAAACAGCACAGGAAGUCUAGCUAUAACACACUCCGACGGUCACCGUUUAUUUGUAUGGUUUUGUUUUUGAUUCUGCGCGUCCGUCGCAGUGACCAACUCCGAACGUCGGGUGGGGAAAAGGAAGGGAAAGAAGGCCGCAGAGAUGAAUGGACGGCCAGGGCACAGCAGGCGCAAUAAAAGCGGGUAGAGAUGAGCCUCUAUUUCCAAAUCGAAA